This is a messenger RNA of Loxodonta africana (African savanna elephant), 4078 nucleotides long. RefSeq names its product WASP homolog associated with actin, golgi membranes and microtubules (gene WHAMM). The record is from RefSeq and is a predicted model, not a curated record. NCBI's taxonomy places the organism in Eukaryota, Metazoa, Chordata, Mammalia, Proboscidea, Elephantidae. Gene Ontology annotation, biological process: endoplasmic reticulum to Golgi vesicle-mediated transport; Arp2/3 complex-mediated actin nucleation. The transcript has 11 exons. Bases 1129 to 3609 code for a protein of 826 amino acids. Gene Ontology annotation, molecular function: Arp2/3 complex binding; actin binding. Gene Ontology annotation, cellular component: endoplasmic reticulum-Golgi intermediate compartment membrane; cytoplasm.
UGGAGCACAGUUCUACUGUGACACACGUGGUGUCACCCUGAGUCCAAAUGGGCUCCACUGAAAAUGUUUUGUUGUUGUUUCUGAAUCAAGGUCCCACAGUGGUUGUUUAGGUGAAGAAAUCCUCUUCCAGCCUUCCUGGAAUCUCCCUCCCGCCCCCUCUUGCCACACCACCUCUCGGUGCACUCACAGGAUGGGAGUGGACCAUGUUCUGUACUUCUCAGUCUAUGCUGUAAGUUUCCUAGGCAGAGACAAGGCUGUCUUGUUCCCUGUUGCCCAGUCUCCAGCCCCACAGGCCAAGUGGAUUUCCUAACGUCACCUUAAACACGUCUUCAGUCGCCACUGGGUCUUGUUUAGCCUGAGUGUCUGUGUAUCUCAAGGCAAGCUUGUUGUCUGGGUCUGUUUAUCUAUGACGAAUUUGAACAUACACUGUAUUUAAACAUGUUGUUUGGGGUCCGGGAUGCUCUGAAAGCAGGGAUACCUUUUUUGUACCUCCCUUCCACCUCCCCUCCCUGACUCCCCAAACUGGCACACAGCAGACAGUCAAUAAAAGCUGGAUGAAUUGGUGAUAGUAAAUUUGUGGCUUUUAACCAGUGCCUGGCACUUUGGAGACUUCAAUAAAUAAUUACUGCUCUCUCCAGCAAGCUGGUAACGUCCUCGAGGGCCCGAACCAUGUGUUCAGUAAGGCCCCGAUAAUGCAACUAGCAAUCAGCUUGGUCCCUGCUAUCAAGGAGUUCACUGUUUAGUGUAGAAGGGUAAGAUAAUAACUCGUCCAUUUAACAAGUAUUUUUCCAAAGUCAGUACAUAUGUACAAAAGUGGAAAAGAUGAGGCAAGAGUGGUAAUUCCCCCGGCUCCAGACAAAAUUGCGGGAUUGACUAGGGGGCAGGGUCGAGGACAUCCUUUAACCUUUUCAUUGGUUGUUCCGGACCCUCCCUAUGACUCUACCAGUUUGCGACGCCUGCCGCAGCCCGCAGGCAGCCAAUGAAAAGCGCCAGAGGAGCGGUGCCGAGACGCUGACGCGGAUUACAGCCCAGCAAAAAAUGUCGCAGUUCGGACUGCCCAGUGGCGGGGUUUGUAAGAGGGCCGGGCCGGGGCGAGCCGAGCCGUCCGGUCGCUGACCGCCAGCAGCCAUGGAGGACGAGCAGCCCGACAGCCUGGAGGGCUGGGUACCGGUCCGCGAGGACCUCUUCGCCAAGCUCGAGCGGCACCAGCUGCGCUUCCUCGUGGCCUGGAACGCCGCGGAGGGCAAAUUCGCUGUGACUUGUCACGACCGGACAGCGCAGCGGCGGCGGCGGAGCGAGGGGAGCCGGCCGGGUUCCGAGCUGGGGCCGGAGCGCGAGGCCGCCGCGCCCCUCCCCAGCUGGACUGGCCUGCUGUCCGCAGCCGGGCUCCGCGGCGCGCACCGGCAGCUGGCGGCGCUGUGGCCGCCGCUGGAGCGCUGUUUCCCGCUGCUGCCGCCGGAGCUGGACGCGAGCGGCGGUGGGGCCUGGGUUCUGGGUCUGUGGGCGUCGGUAUGGCCGGCGCGCGCGGGCCCCGGCGAGGCGGCGCUGCAGGAGCUCUGCUGGCAGCUGGAGCGCUACCUGAGCGAGGCGGCCGACUGCUGCGGCGGCGGGGCCGUGCGCGACGCGCUCUUCCCGGCCCAGGGCGGCGCCGCGGACUGCGAGAGCCUGCGCGAGUUUCGGGAGCGGGCCCUGCGCGCGCGGUGGACGGAGGCGGGCGCACGGCUGCGCCAGGUACGCGCUGGCGCCGGGCUGCGGACGCCGGUUCUUCAAGGCCAUGAAAAAGCCAACACAAUGGUCACAUUAAUGAAAGUUUAUCAAGAGGAAGAUGAAGCAUACCAGGAAUUAGUUCUUAUGGCAACCACGUUCUACCAGUACUUACUGCAGCCAUUUAGGGAUAUGCGAGAAGUUGCAACUUCACGUAAGCUUAGCAUUUUGAAGUCCUUGGAUGAGGAUGAUCUGGGACCUAAAAGGGUAGUUGCCUUGCAGAAGGAAGCCAAAGAAUGGACUAGACGGGCUGAAGAAGCUAUAGUCUCUAUUCAGGAUAUCACAGUGAAUUAUUUUAAGGAAACAGUAAAGGCAUUAGCAGGAAUGCAGAAACAAAUGGAACAGGAUGAGAAGAGAUUUGGCCAGGCUGCCUGGGCCGCAGCAACUCCCAGGUUAGAAAAACUCAAGCUGAUGCUAGCUCGAGAGAGCCUGCAAUUCAUGAGAGCCAAGGAGUUGUGUUUAAAUCAUAAAAGAGCUGAAAUUCGGAGAAAGAUGGAAGAUCUUCUGGGAAAAGAAAAAAACAUAGAUGUUGUAGAUGAAUUAGAAAUACAGUAUUAUGAAGUUCAAUUAGAACUAUAUGAGGCUAAGCUCGAGAUGUUAAAAUAUGAAGAAAUACUGCUUAUUACCCAGUUGGACUCUAUUAAGAGACUUAUAAAAGAGAAACAGGAUGAAGUUGUCUAUUACGAUACAUGUGAAAGUCUGGAGGAACUUAAAGUCGUUGAUAAAGUAGUGGGGCUGCCAAAGGAUAAGAACUUGGAGGUGAAAGAGCUCAGCAGGCAGUCCCAACAGCUGGAGUCCAAACGAGGCAGGAUCUGUGCUAGAAGAGCCUAUCUCAGGAACAAAAAGAAAACAUCAGUCACAGAUAGAAUAUGCAGCUCAUUUCAGUCUUUGGAUCAAUGCAAAGAAAAUCAUCGACUCAGACUGCAGCAGGCUGAAGAAAGUGUAAAAUAUUUUCAUCAGCAUCAUAGUACUCAGAUGAAAAGAGACAAGAUAAAAGAUGAGGAACAAAAGAAAAGAGAAUGGAUAAACCAAGAACGCCAAAAAACGCUCCAACGAUUAAGAGCAUUUAAAGAGAAAUGUCCGGGUCGGUCUGUACUAAAAACUUCUUGCUCAGAACCUGUGACUCCAAGCCUGCCAGGUGAACUUUCUCAGCAGACAUCCCCGCUGGCUUCUCAGACUGUGUCAGUAAUGCGUCUGUCAUCUGCGAAAGGCAGAAGUAGUCCCUCAUCUAAAGUUAGCAAUGUGAAAAGCCCCAGGUUUGAGGACUGGCCUGGAAAUACCCCUGUCCAGAUUUUUGUUCCAGUUGCUGACCACACACACUCCAAAUCCAGUGAGGAAUUGUCACCACUGCCUCCUCCUCCUCCUCUGCCACCACCUCCUCCUCCUCCUCCUCCACCCCCGCUUCCUGCUCUGCCCUUUUCUUCUCAGUCUGCGACUCAUCGGAACCUACACUUCAGACCUUCAGUAAAAGAGGAUCAGCCGCUUCCCCUCGUUUGUGAAUCAUUUCCUGAGAGACCGGGUGAUUCCUCUGAAAGUUUUAAAUGCCCAGGAUCUAUGGAUGCAGUGUUGGCUUCAUUAAGGAAUGGCAAAAGCCCUCUCCAGAAAGUGGAUGUGCCCACUUUGGCCCCUCCCCGCACCUCGGUCAAUGAGCACAUCCUGGCCGCCAUUAGGCAAGGAGUCAAACUGAAGAAAGUUCACCCAAACUUAGGCCUGAAGCCCAGCCACAAACCACCCAGUGACCUUGAGAGAAGCAUCAAGGCGGCCCUCCAAAGAAUCAAGAAAGUGUCUACUGACUCCGAGGAGGAAGAUGGCAGUGAGCAGAGCCCCAGCGAGUGGGACCAGUGAGCUCUUCCCCAAGGACAGCACACCCACCACAGUGUGCUUGAAUGAAUAGAGAGGGGCUGAAGGCCUUUUCUUGAAAAGCAUGUAUACAGGGUGCCGUCAGACUGGCCAUGUAACACCCUGAAAGAGCAGCAGGGUUUUCUGUGUGAUGUAGCUUUUAUUUGAUGUUGUGGCUCCUAAAAUCAGAGAAAGAAGCACAGACGUGUUGACUUCCCCAUACCAAGCCAGACUGGGAUAUAAGAGCCCACAGGAAGUCUUGCUGGCAUAAAAGAAUAGUAUUUAUUUUUCACCAUGGAUAAUCUAGAAUCAUUCCCUGAUUCUGAAAAAAAGUUUACAUUAUUAUGGUAAUGAGCACUAUUAGACUACUGACAGUGACCUGUGUGUGUGGAAUAGUAUCUCCUCAGACUUAAAAGUUUGAAUGUGAACACUGUUUUAGCAAUAAUCAGAAUAAAUUGCUUAUAUUCAGAAAUUA